AUAAUAAAAAAUCAAUACAUUUGGAUUUUUUUUUAUUCAUUAAAAACGCUAAUUUGUCGGUGUCUAAUGAAUUAUUUAGAAAAAAUAACAAUAGAACAACAUGAAAUGUUCAGAGAGUCCGUCAAGACCGACGUAGAACCGCAGAUUUAUAAAACGAACGCAUCUGACAUCAUAAUCACAAUGUUAAUAAUGUUAAUAAUAUAAAUAACACGUGAGAUCAGUUAUGCGAGUUUGAAUAGCCCGCUCACGCAGCUCUCUCUGCGCCGCGCGCAACUAACGACCCAAAAGUCGCUCAGACGCUUGAGUUUGCCCUUCUCCCUCACUUUUCUAUGACCGACCUUGAAGUUUAGUGGCCUCUGUGCGCCAGAGACGGAACCGUUCUUGUUACCGACCUGGAAACCUCUCCAGUCCUCCAUAUUUUUUAUUUAUUUUCCUCAACAACCCGAGGAUCCCAAGACAACUCACAAUACCACAACUGAAAAAUGACUGAGGAGAGUCAACAGCCGGUGACGACUGUCACCAAUCCUGCAGCCAGGACUUCGCCAGCCGAGGUCCCCAGUGCAGAAGUGACAAAGCCGAAGAGUGACAACAAGAAGGAAAAAUGCAAGCCGAUGACAAAGGUUGUGAUCAGAAGGCUCCCACCAUCAAUGACGCAGACCCAGUUCAUCGAGCAGGUUUCACCCCUCCCUGACCACGAUUACCUCCACUUCGUCAAGGCAGACAUGUCCCUGGGUCAACACGCCUUCUCCAGGGCGUACAUAAACUUCACAGAUCAGAAGGACAUCUUCAUGUUUCGGGAGAAAUUCGAUAACUACGUGUUCGUGGAUUCGAAGGGGACUGAGUACCCCGCAGUGGUGGAAUUCGCUCCAUUCCAGAGACUUCCGAAGAAACGAGUCGUCAGGAAGAAGGACAUCAAGUGCGGUACCAUCGAGACUGAUCCUUAUUACGUUACGUUCUUGGAGAGCUUGAAGAAUUUGGAGGCUGAUGCUGCUGGUGCCCAACCCAAGACUGAAUUCUCAUUUCAGCCAUUCGAUAAUUCCCAGAAGAGGGUCACCACCACUCCCUUGUUGGAGUAUCUCAAGCAGAGGAAGAUGGAGAAGCAGAGGGUGAGGGAUGAAAAGAGGGAGGAGAGGAGGAGACGGGAUCUGGAGAGGAGGAGGGCCAAAGAGGAACCAACUAUUUCCAAGGUCCUGAAAAAUCCCGACGCUGAACGUGACGUAGGACGUGAGAAUAAAGAAAAUAAAGAGGAGAAGGAGAGGCCCCAAAAAGACUCGAAAAAUCGCAAAAAGGACGAAAAAUUACGAGACAAAGUGCUGGGUCCGAGAGAUCGUGAGGGAAAAACGUCGGCGAAGGGUUACAAGGACGACAGGAAGCAAGAUCGUGACGUGAAACAUCAGAAGAAACACGAGGACAAGAGAUCCUCCAAUCGACGUGAGGACAAUCACUCGAAGGAUGAUAAGAGGGCCGAGGGGAAGGUCCCCAAGGAGCCCAAGGAGGAGGUCCGCGAGCAGAAGGAGAGGAGAAUCGAGGAGAAGAAGGGAAAGAGCUACGAGAAGAUGAGGCAGGAGAAGAGACGACUAGCAGAGUCGAAGAAACAGGUGGAUGGGGGUGCAGAGGGUGGCAAGGAGGUGAAGAAGAGGGAGGAGGGGGAGAGGUGCAAAAAGGAGGGAAAAGUUGAGAGGACUGAGACGGCCCCCAGCCCUUCACAGAGCGGAGGGGGUGAUAGUGGGGAUAAGAAAGUGCAGAGUAAAGAGAGAACUCCAAAGAAUUCAGAAUGUAGAGAAGGGGAAGCGGUGAGGCCGUUGGACCCCGUUGACACGAAGAAAGAACCGCGAGCUGUUGACGAAGAGCCCAGGGAGGACUCCCCCAGCGGCAAGAAGCCCCAGAAAUUGUCCAGAAGACGGAGCUCCUUGGACAGCGGUGGCAACGUAGGGGGCGGCGAUGGGGCCCAGUUGAGGAGGCACAAGUCUCUCGAUGGAGAUGACCAGAGUAAUCUCCAGAAGCACACACACGACGACAAACACAAGGAGAAAAAGGACUCCAGGAAGGAGCGGAGGAUAAGGAACAAAGAUCGUCCGGCCAUGGAGAUUUAUCGCCCCGGGAUGGGUCGAUUCAGCAAACAGAGGAUCGAGCGUGGAAAAUCCACCACCGAGGACAGGGCCACCUUGUCCGAGAGCCCCACCAACACUUCAAGCGAUCAAAAAUCAGAGUUACGAUCUAUGACGUUUAAACGAAGUGUCAGCCGUGAUAAUCCUUAAUUAGUUUUUAUUUUCCUUCGUUAAUAAAAAGUUGUCUGGA
This is a messenger RNA of Diachasmimorpha longicaudata, 2298 nucleotides long. RefSeq names its product regulator of nonsense transcripts 3A (gene Upf3). Gene Ontology annotation, cellular component: cytoplasm; nucleolus. The record is from RefSeq and is a predicted model, not a curated record. NCBI's taxonomy places the organism in Eukaryota, Metazoa, Arthropoda, Insecta, Hymenoptera, Braconidae. The transcript is spliced from 5 exons. Gene Ontology annotation, biological process: positive regulation of translation; nuclear-transcribed mRNA catabolic process, nonsense-mediated decay. Bases 483 to 2258 code for a protein of 591 amino acids. Gene Ontology annotation, molecular function: mRNA binding.